Messenger RNA from Nomascus leucogenys (northern white-cheeked gibbon), 288 nucleotides. RefSeq lists its product as uncharacterized. Lineage: Eukaryota; Metazoa; Chordata; Mammalia; Primates; Hylobatidae. The record is from RefSeq and is a predicted model, not a curated record.
AUGCGCAGUGCCGCUCGCGCGCCGCGCCAAUCCUGCAGCGCCUUCAGCAGGUUUCGGGCGGCGAAUUCCAGUUCUCCGGGUUUUGGGGCUCCCUGCGGGAGGCAGUGCUGGAUCUGGGAAUCUCUAGGAAAGGAAAGGGCAAAGGAGGGGAAAGAUGGGGGGCUGCAGUCUCCACGUACGUCCCUCAAGGCGCGUCCCAAAACCCGGAUAACUGGAGCGCUCCCCAUGGACCACACGGAGGGUUCGCCCGCGGAGGAGCGGCCUGCGCAUGCUCCAUCGCCUGGGUAG